This is a messenger RNA of Phytophthora nicotianae INRA-310, 231 nucleotides long. RefSeq lists its product as hypothetical. The record is from RefSeq and is a predicted model, not a curated record. NCBI's taxonomy places the organism in Eukaryota, Oomycota, Peronosporomycetes, Peronosporales, Peronosporaceae. Bases 1 to 231 code for a protein of 76 amino acids. The transcript has a single exon.
AUGACGUGCAGCCAAAUUUGGCACUACAAAUGGGAAAACGGAACCAAACGACCGGCCCCGCGAGGUGGCCGUGACAUUCAAAGCAGAGCAGCUGAUGGAGGCGGCGGAGUGAAGGCUGCAGGAAAGCGUAAGCGUCGGCGUCUGAUGAAAGAGAGCAAUAGCGAAGAUGAAGAGGAUGCAGAGGGUCAGAUCGAAGGUGAACUGGACGAGGAAGAUCUGGAAGAAGAAUGA